GCUGCCUGAGUGGGAGGCGAGGGAGUUGGGUUCUCUAGUAUGGCGGCUCUGCCGGAGGAGCCGGUUGAAGCAGUAACAGUGAAGCCUGACCCUGAUGCCGGAACGGCCCCGCCACCACCGCUGCCGCCUCCCCCUCCCCAGUCCCCUGCCACCGCAGCAGCUACGCCCCCUGUGCCUACUCCCUCGGUCGCCGGUCUCCUCACGGAUGGGGAACCACUGGCUGGAGCUGUUGACCUGAAGCCGGCGGCGGCCCCCAAUGCUGCACUGCCGGCCGCCUCACCGCUACCCACCGACCGGCAGACGUUGUUGGCUGUGCUGCAGUUCUUGCGCCGCAGCAACCUCCGCGAAUCUGAAGAGAUCCUUCGUAGAGAAGCCCGGCUACUCGCCGACGAGACCGCGGUUGAUCCCAGUCUUUCGGCGCCUGGAGUCCAGGCAGCCCAUGGCGGGGAAGGACAGGAGUGCAGCGCCGGGGUCGCGGCCCCUGGAGCAGGGGAUGUGCUGCUCAAUUCGGUCACUUUUAGCCAGGCUGGGGCGACCAUCUCUCCUGCCGCGGUCACGGCCUCUUCCGCAGUGUCCUCGGGGACCCCUGGGAAAGUUGGAGUUCUGGUAGAAGAUCAGCCAGAUGUGAGUGCAGUGUUAUCUGCCUACAAUCAGCAGGGAGACCCAGCCCUUUAUGAAGAAUACUACAGUGGCUUGAAACACUUCAUUGAAUGUGCUCUGGACUGUCAUCGAGCUGAAUUAUCACAACUUUUUUAUCCACUCUUUGUACACAUGUACUUGGAACUGGUCUACAAUGGGCAUGAAAAUGAAGCAAAAUCAUUCUUUGAAAAGUUUCAUGGGGAUCAGGAGUGUUAUUACCAAGAUGAUUUGCGGGUACUAUCAAGUUUAACCAAAAAAGAGCACAUGAGAGGAAAUGAGACAAUGCUGGAUUUCCGAACAAGCAAAUUUGUGCUACGUAUUUCCCGUGACUCUUACCAGCUCUUAAAGAGACAUCUUCAGGAAAAACAGAACAAUCAGAUCUGGAAUAUCGUUCAAGAACAUCUUUACAUUGAUAUAUUUGAUGGAAUGCCUCGUAGUAAACAACAGAUAGAUGCUAUGGUGGGAAGCUUGGCAGGGGAGGCAAAGCGAGAGGCUAAUAAAGCAAAGGUCUUUUUUGGCUUAUUAAAAGAACCAGAGAUUGAAGUGCCUUUGGAUGAUGAAGAUGAAGAAGGGGAGAAUGAGGAAGGCAAGCCGAAAAAGAAGAAACCAAGAAAAGACAGUACUGGAUCCAAGAGUAAAAAGCAAGAUCCGAAUGCUCCUCCUCAGAAUAGAAUCCCCCUUCCUGAGCUGAAGGACUCUGAUAAGCUGGAUAAAAUAAUGAAUAUGAAGGAAGCCACUAAGCGUGUACGACUUGGUCCUGACUGCUUGCCUUCCAUUUGUUUCUACACUUUUCUUAAUGCAUACCAGGGUCUUACAGCAGUGGAUAUUACAGAUGACUCUAGUAUGAUCGUUGGAGGCUUUGCAGACUCUACUGUCAGAGUAUGGUCUGUGACACCUAAAAAGCUACGUAGUGUGAAAUCAGCAGCAGAUCUCAGUCUAAUAGAUAAAGAAUCAGAUGAUGUUUUGGAAAGGAUAAUGGAUGAGAAAACAGCUAGUGAGUUGAAGAUUUUAUACGGCCACAGUGGACCUGUCUAUGGUACCAGUUUCAGCCCUGAUAGGAACUAUUUGUUGUCAUCUUCUGAAGAUGGCACUAUCAGAUUAUGGAGCCUCUUAACAUUUUCUUGUCUAGUGGGAUAUAAAGGACACAACUACCCUGUAUGGGACACACAGUUCUCUCCUUAUGGAUAUUACUUUGUAUCUGGUGGACAUGACAGAGUGGCUCGCUUGUGGGCUACAGAUCACUACCAGCCUUUGAGGAUCUUUGCUGGCCAUCUUGCUGAUGUCACAUGUACGCGUUUCCAUCCAAAUUCCAAUUAUAUUGCUACAGGCUCAGCCGAUAGGACGGUGCGACUUUGGGAUGUGUUGAAUGGGAACUGUGUAAGAAUCUUCACAGGACAUAAGGGACCAGUUCAUUCAUUAGCAUUUUCUCCUAAUGGAAGAUUCUUGGCAACUGGGGCGACAGAUGGAAGAGUGCUUCUCUGGGAUAUUGGACACGGUCUGAUGGUGGGAGAGUUAAAAGGACACACAGACACAAUCUAUGCACUCAAAUUCAGUAGAGAUGGAGAGAUCUUAGCAACAGGUUCAAUGGAUAACACUGUGAAGCUGUGGGAUGCUGUGAAAGCCUUUGAAGACUUAGAAACAGAUGAUUUUACUACAGCCACUGGACAUAUAAACCUUCCUGAAAGCUCUCAGGACUUGCUACUGGGUACAUAUAUGACCAAAUCAACCCCUGUCAUACACCUCCAUUUUACUCGCAGAAAUUUACUUCUUGCUGCUGGGGCAUACAGUCCUCAGUGAACCACAAAACUGUAAGACUUAUUUGUGUGAGUCAUGUGAAGAUCUUAGAAUAACUUGCAAAGACCAAUUGCUUUGCUGCAACACCUUCAAUUAACUUCUAUUUUUGCCUCCAGUGCAUAUUCAAUGCCACUGACAUAGGCUUAGCAGAAGUUAAGGAUAUGGCUUUAAAAAUACAGUAUAUGGGACUACCUUUCAUAACCUCAUUCAAAAAAAUGGCAAGGGGGCUGCUGAACUGCAGUGCCAAUUGCAUAAUACAAAGGCUGGCACAUACUUUUCAGCCUUUUAAAAGCACUUAUUUGGCAUUAGCACAGGUUUAGUGCUACCUAGGACUUUUAGUAAGACUUGUUUAUGUAAGUUGUAGAAGAGUAGAAUGUUUGGAGCUGGGUGCUUUAUACAGUGCAACAAGGAGGCCUGAAGCGUGGGCUAUUUGUUGUCCUCCAAUUAUUUUGGCCUAGGAAACUCCAAUUGGCCAUAACCAGUCAAGCCAAUGGUGGGGAAUGAUGGGAGCUGUGGCCCACAAGUUGUUUUGGCCUUACCUGAAUGGUUAUUUGACUUAUGCAAGUGAUGUUAUUUCUUCAGAGUUGAAGAGCACAAAUCGAACAAAUGUAUAUAAAGCGAUUGAAAAUUGCUAAAAUUUAAUUGAGUGGCAUUUAAGGAAAUGGGACUUUUACAAUGUUACUUGAAACUUUUUAAACUAUGAAACUGUUGACAAGCCUGCAUAGUUCAAUAUAUAAAUAUAGACUACUACCAUCACAAGGAUCUUUACUGCUUCCCCUCUCGACCCCAGUUAUUCAGAUAAGAACCUUUGUACCCUUUGUGCAUAAUGACAAACUCAUUAAUUCAUGCUUUCAGUGAAAAAUUGACACAAUUAUAUACUGAUUAUUGAAAUUCAGCAGUAUAGAUCUAGUCGUCAUGGUUUUGCAUUUUUGUACAGUUUUAUACUUUUGAUAUUUUAUAAUAAAAUUAUUCUCUCCGUUUAUUCCUGUCUUGAUAUGUGGGUCCUAAGUACUGGAUGUUUUUUCCCAUUUCU
This is a messenger RNA of Varanus komodoensis (Komodo dragon), 3466 nucleotides long. It is a transcript of the gene TAF5, whose product is annotated as TATA-box binding protein associated factor 5. The coding region runs from base 40 to 2436 and encodes 798 amino acids. The record is from RefSeq and is a predicted model, not a curated record. Gene Ontology annotation, biological process: transcription initiation at RNA polymerase II promoter. Lineage: Eukaryota; Metazoa; Chordata; Lepidosauria; Squamata; Varanidae. The transcript is spliced from 11 exons. Gene Ontology annotation, molecular function: RNA polymerase II general transcription initiation factor activity; protein binding. Gene Ontology annotation, cellular component: transcription factor TFIID complex.